UAGCGAUCGGGGUCCUUCAGAUGUGUUUUGGAUGCAAUGAAAGCCGCAGUUUCAACAACUGUCCUUCUGCUGUUAGGGAUCGAAUAGAAUUAAAGUCUGCACUGGGUUCACAAGUGUUUGCCUCAGUAUUUGGCUACACCUGUCGUGUUCGCGUUUAUUAAAAUGUCCACACCUUCUGAAAAGCCUCAGAUUAUCUCACACAUUCACAAAAGCCUGAAUUAUACAGUAUUUGACAGCAAAUGGAUCCCAUGCAGCGCCAAGUUUGUUUGCAUGGGCAACUUCGCCAGAGGAACGGGAGUGAUGCAGAUUUAUGAAGUUGAACGUGGAGAGGUGCAUCUCGUUAAGGAGAUUGAAAAAGCCAAGCCUAUAAAAUGUGGGACUUUUGGUGCUACUUCUCUGCAGCAAAGACACAUAGCUACGGGAGACUUUGACGGGAACCUCCACAUAUGGAACUUGGAAGCAGCUGACGUCCCAGUGUACUCCGUGAAGGCACACAAGGAGAUUGUGAACUGCAUUGAUGGCGUGGGAGGCUUGGGAAUUGGAGAUGGAGCCCCUGAAAUUGUGACAGGAAGCAGAGAUGGGACAGUAAAGGUUUGGGACCCCAGGCAGAAGGAUUUGCCUGUUGCUAACAUGGAGCCAGUCGAAGGGGAACCCAGGAGAGACUGCUGGACGGUGGCUUUUGGCCACGCCUUCAAUGAUCAGGAUCGGUGUGUGUGUGCUGGCUAUGACAAUGGGGAUAUCAAGCUCUUUGAUCUCCGAAACAUGUCCCUGCGAUGGGAAAAGAACAUAAAAAAUGGGGUAUGCUGCGUGGAAUUUGACCGGAAAGACAUCAGCAUGAACAAACUGGUGGCUACAUCGCUGGAGGGCAACUUUCACGUAUUCGACAUGCGAACCCAGCACCCGACCAAAGGCUUUGCAUCGGUUUCAGAAAAGGCCCACAAAUCCACAGUGUGGCAGGUGAGACACUUGCCACAAAACAGAGACGUCUUCAUGACCACAGGUGGAGCAGGAAACCUACAUCUGUGGAAGUACGAGUAUCCAGCUCAGAGGAGCAGGAAGGACGCUGAGGAUGUGGACAUGGGGGUGGCCGGCUCCCUGAACCUGCUGCAGAACGUCACCUUGUCCACACAACCCAUCGCCAGCCUGGACUGGAGCCCCGACAAGCAGGGCCUGUGCGUCUGCUCGGCUUUUGACCAGGCCGUCCGCAUCCUCAUCGUCACCAAACUCAACCGCGUGUGAAGGGCACCUCGUUUUCCCGGCCACGUCCUCAGGGGGUCUGACUUACUGAAGGUGUCCCCUGUUCAGGAGCCUCUCGUUCUAAGGAACAGAGCAAGAUCUGCCCUCUUUGUUUCGGUUUCAUUCUCACUCUGGUUUUAUUUUUUAUAAAUUUACCCUGUAUAACUUC
Molecule: messenger RNA, 1405 nt
Organism: Brienomyrus brachyistius
Lineage: Eukaryota; Metazoa; Chordata; Actinopteri; Osteoglossiformes; Mormyridae
Gene: dnaaf10
Product: dynein axonemal assembly factor 10
Exons: 8
Coding region: 163-1239 (358 amino acids)
Molecular function (GO): ubiquitin binding
Source: RefSeq, a predicted model, not a curated record